AGGCCGCAAGAAAAAGAGGGAGGGAAUGUAAAUACAAAGCAUUUGUGGAAUAUAAAGAAAAAACAUCCCCUAUAACAAUCUCCAAAUAAUUUAGCACCGAGACGUUCGGGGAGAAGGGUGGUUCAGUCUUAGCCAGUUGGGAUGGAGCGUUAGUGUAGCGAAGGAGAGGAGUUUUCGACCGAAGAUGCAGGUGUCGGCAUGGAUGCUCUGGGUGGCGUGGCUGUGUACCUGGACUGAGGCGUCAGGCCAGUGUCAGUGCCAGUGCGCAUGCCCACCUGAUGAACAGCUGGCACAGAGGACGCAAAUGGAACAGAGGUCAGAAAGGUCAGGGGGGAGAGGGCACUUUCACCAUCACCUGGCACAUCAUCGGGCAUCACACAGGGACAGAGCCCAUCGAAGGAAAGGUUCCAGGCUCAUUGAAAACAAUCUCCCCCGUAUUGUCCAUCAUCCUUCUGAUGUGGUGGUCAGGGCGGGCAGCCCAGCCACGCUGUCCUGCAGGGCGGAGGGCAACCCUGAGCCCACCAUCCAGUGGCUUAGAAAUGGGCUGCCACUUGACACUGAUAGGAUGGAUGGGGAGUCAAGGCCUAUCGUUUUACCAGAAGGAAGUUUGUUUUUCGUCAGCGUGGUCUCCGGCCGGAAGAGUCAGUCUCAUGAAGCCGUGUACGCCUGCGUCGCCCGGAACAACGUCGGAGUGGCGACCAGUAGAAAUGCUUCUCUUCAUAUAGCAGCUCUUAGGGAGGAGUUUCGCAUCCAGCCCAGUGAUGUAGAGGUGGAGGUUGGUGAGGUAGCUGUGAUGAACUGCAGCCCACCUGUAGGACAUCCUGAACCUAACAUCACCUGGAGGAAAGACGGGAUUCUCAUCAACAGCACCAAUGAACAUUACACUGAAUUGAAUGGUAAACUGAUCAUUGCUCCAGCACAGAAGAAUGACUCUGGUGUUUAUAGCUGUAUCGCCUCAAAUACAGUUGGUGUGAGAGAGAGCAGGGCGGCCCGGCUGUCUGUUUUAGCCAAGCCGGUGUUAUUGCAAAAACCAGAGGACGUGUCAGUGCAGCUCGGGGAGUCGGCACAGUUUUUCUGCGAGGCUUAUGGAGACCCCAUGCCCUCUGUGGAAUGGAGACGAGAGCAAGGACCUUUACCCAAUGGCAGAUAUUUAAUCAACCCAGACCACAGUCUUCAAAUUCACUAUGUGACGGCACAGGAUAUGGGAAGAUACACCUGCAGUGCAAAAAAUAAGCUUGGGGUGUCUGUGGCCAGUGCACAACUAUUCGUAGAGGAUGUGGGCAGCACUAGACUGAGAGAUCUACACAGGGAGCUGUCUGCCUUACGUGUCAGUCUGGAUAAUGUCACAGUUCUGAGUACGGCUUCAAAUAUGUCUCAAGUCAUGUGGAGGCUGCAGACCUCUGUUUCACAGCCUCACUAUCUUGAAGGCUUUGAGAUUCUCUAUCGAUCUCUUCUGCCUGCUAGCUCAGACUGGACAGCUCAAAGGGUUCCUCAGCCCGCCCUUCACACUCACGUGGGACCUCUGAAGAGAGGCUAUAAGUACGAGUUUAAAGUCAGACCCUACGGCAGCAGUCUGUACGGCAGGGAGAGCAAUACCAGACACUUACGAGUGCCAGAAACGGUUCCCAGCGCACCACCUCAGGAUGUCUCCAUAACAAUGCCCACUGACCGUAAUGACACCGUCCAUUUGAGCUGGCAGCCUCCCCCUCACGAGGCUCACAAUGGGAUUAUUCAUGGAUAUCAGGUGUGGUGUGUGGAGUCUGAAGAGCUGAAGUCAUUAAACUGGACAGUGGACAGUGGCACACACAGUACUGAGAUCAGUCUGCUGCAACCUGACAGACUCUACUGGAUCACUGUGGCUGCUGUUAAUGGGGCAGGAGUCGGGCGUCAGAGUGACCCAUAUAAACUGAUCAUAGAGUCGAGGCAGGAGGCGACACCAUAUGAAACAGGCAUGCUGAGUAUGUCUCAUUUCCUUGCCGUGAUUAAAGAGCCAGUAUUCAUUGGUAGCAUCUGCACCCUCCUGUGGUGUAUUUUGAUGGUCACAGCCAUGUUUCUAUACAGAAGACAUGUCAGAUCUGCAAAGCAGGGAGGCAAAAGCUCAGGUUUGUACAGACUGGAAAAUGAAGAUCUCAUCAUCAAACACAGAAUGGCAGCACCAGAUUCUCCAUGGAUCUCUGGUGGAUGGAGGCCGAACUCUAGAAACGAGUCCAAGCAGGACCUUUGGACCCCGAACCAGGAUAACCCUGGCCUCCGGAGAACUACUCUGCCCAUCACAGCUAACAAAGACUCCAACCCCCUCCGGUCAGCCGUACCCAUCGUACCGGACAAUUGUGGAGUCUACGGCACCUUUUAUGUGGAUCUUAGUGGUAAUGGACUGAAGACGUUUAAUAGUCCGGGCCGCUGUCCCAGAAUGUCCCACGGCAGCUCUCAGCUACAUAAUUCUGAGACCGUUCGCAUCACCGAACCCAUCGUCAAGACCGCCGUGGUACGGGAAGUGCAGGCGUUGCCAUGGAAACGUGCCCUCCCGGCCCAGCCCAGUAUGGGGGUGCUUAAAGAAUCAUGGGAGAAAAAUUUUAAGCGAGAUCUGCAUGCAGUAAAAAGCGCCCCUUUAAUGCCAAUGCAUCAACAAGCUCUGGCUGUACGCACCCCUCCAAGCAACCAUCAGCAGAAAUUCAGACAGAACCCAGCAGGUGGUGUCUCAGAGUCUGUGAAACCUGUGAGCUCUCCACGGAUCCUGCAUUACUCUGCCUCGCUACAGUUGGUGGAUAUGUUACCAAGCCCUCCACCCCUUCCCAUAGAGGACAACUACAGCAUCAGCUCAGAGGAUGAGUCAACCAGGUCCACCAAGCUGACAGUAGACGUUGGCUCUCAGCAGUCUGUAUGUGCCGCUUCUGGGCUUCAGGGACCUUCUGGGGCCACCACAGGCUGUCCAUCUCACCACAGCUCAUCCGCUGGAUGUCCAAGCCAGCCGAGUCCCUCGUACAGCCACCUCUCCACAGCUUCUUUCUGUCUGUCCGCAGAUGACUACCAGGACACCACACUCAGUACCCAGGGCCACACGCAGUACAUGGAGAUCAGCCCUAAACCACAAGGACAAACCACUUCCUAUCAGAGUUCACCAUCGAUCUCCCGCCCAUUUUCUCCAACGCCCACGUUGGGCUACAUCUACGGGCCCGCUGACCGGGAGAUCAGAGACAUGGAUGAGGAGCAGGAGUCUCAACCGAUAGGUCUCAGACGAGCCACGCUGAGGAGCACGCCCUCCUCCUGUUGUAGCGAAUGGGAGGGCUCGCUGUGGAACGGAUGGGGCUCGGUGUCUGAGAGCAACUUGACGAGUGCUCGAACCAGCAUCAUCAGCUCAUCCGACUGCUCGUUCAUAAAUGAUGCAAACUUCGCCCGUGUCCUGGCUAUGACAGCGGAAUCCAUGAGCGGUACGUUAUCAGAUUUCUCUCCACCGGCAUCCCCUCUAAGCGCUCUGUUCCCCCCUCGAGAUUGUUUCGGAGAUGUGGAGCCUAUGCCUGUCUGGGACUGGAGCACCACAUGGGUGGAGGAGUUGGAGGCACAGCUCAGAGCCUCCAGAGAUGCGAGGAGGACCGCAACAUCUCGACACUCGGGCAUUGAGCAUUGGAGAGGACAACUGGAGAGCAGCAACAAGACCCCAUCUCAACGAUGAUUAGACAAAAGGUUGACUUUUGGACAUUUUCCUGAAUUCUGCAGGGAGUCGUUCGUUUUGACAGGCCUGGGUUUGUAAUAAGGUCGCUUAGGUUUAAGAACACAUUAUAACAAAGAGAAUUGUACAGGAAAUUCAUAUUGGCAUUCAAAGAUAUGUAAAUAAACCAGUUUUAUUUAAUAAACAAUACCAUAUACGUUUUA
Messenger RNA from Misgurnus anguillicaudatus (oriental weatherfish), 3870 nucleotides. It is a transcript of the gene robo4, whose product is annotated as roundabout, axon guidance receptor, homolog 4 (Drosophila). The record is from RefSeq and is a predicted model, not a curated record. Gene Ontology annotation, cellular component: plasma membrane; axon. NCBI's taxonomy places the organism in Eukaryota, Metazoa, Chordata, Actinopteri, Cypriniformes, Cobitidae. Gene Ontology annotation, biological process: homophilic cell-cell adhesion; dendrite self-avoidance; axon guidance. Gene Ontology annotation, molecular function: cell-cell adhesion mediator activity.